This is a messenger RNA of Armigeres subalbatus, 1644 nucleotides long. Its product is annotated as serine protease 48-like. Gene Ontology annotation, biological process: proteolysis. Gene Ontology annotation, molecular function: serine-type endopeptidase activity. Lineage: Eukaryota; Metazoa; Arthropoda; Insecta; Diptera; Culicidae. The coding region runs from base 33 to 1616 and encodes 527 amino acids. The transcript has 4 exons. The record is from RefSeq and is a predicted model, not a curated record.
UCACGUUAGUGAAAGCAAACUUGUUGCGAACAAUGAAAGCAUUUCUCGUAUUGCUUUUGGCCACCGCCAUUUCCGGUGCAGUUGUUCCAUACCCUUCCAACAGAAUUGUCGGAGGGGGAUUCGUCCAGAGUAUAACACAGUUUCCUUACCAGGUUGCCCUGUUCGAGAUUGGUCAGUUCAAGUGUGGCGGGUCCAUCAUCGCGGAGAAGUGGGUUUUAACGGCAGCCCACUGCAUCACACAAUUGGAUGGCAGCAUAACACCAAUUGAUAACUUGAAACUGCAGAUUGGAUCAACUCACCUGCACCUUGGAGGCAAAUCAGUGAAACCCUCCAAGAUAAUCCCUCAUGAGGACUACCCCAAAAUAAGGUACGACAUCGCACUGAUUGAGCUGAAGGAACCGCUCGUUUUCGAUGAGACAAUUCAGAAGCUUGAACUUUAUCGCGGUGAUUUACCAGUCAAUGCAACAGUCACGAUUUCCGGCCAUGGUAAAACCGGCAACGAUGAGCCAAUCUCCGAGAUGCUCAAAUUCAACACGAUGACCAUCAUGAGCGAGGAGGACUGUCUCAACGAAAUGGUCAACUCCGGAUGGAAGAAUAUUAUUUGCUUGAACAAUGCCGCUGACAACGGAGCUUGUACGGGAGAUUCCGGAAGCGCCGCCGUCUACGAAGGAAAGCAGAUUGGUGUGGCUAACUUUGUGCGGGGCAACUGUGGAACCAUCAAACCGGAUGGGUAUGCGUUCGUGCCGUUCUUUAUCGACUGGAUUGAAAAAACAAUGGCGGAAUUCUAUAUAACCAGCAGUUUAUUGCUGCCGAACCUCUUUUUCCAUAUUAUCACGUUAGUGAAAGCAAACUUGUUGCGAGCAAUGAAAGCAUUUCUCGUAUUGCUUUUGGCCACCGCCAUUUCCGGUGCAGUUGUUCCAUCCUCUUCCAACAGAAUCGUCGGAGGAGGAUUCGUCCAGAGCAUAACACAGUUUCCCUACCAGGUUGCCCUGUUCGAGAUUGGUCAGUUCAAGUGUGGCGGGUCCAUCAUCGCGGAGAAGUGGGUUUUAACGGCUGCCCACUGCAUCACACAAUUGGAUGGCAGCAUCACACCAAUUGAUGACUUGAAACUGCAGAUUGGAUCACCUCACCUGCACCUUGGAGGCAAAGCAGUGAAACCGUCCAAGAUAAUCCCUCAUGAGGACUACCCCAAAAUAAGGUACGACAUCGCACUGAUUGAGCUGCAGGAAUCGCUCGUUUUCGAUGAGACGAUUCAGAAGGUUGAGCUUUAUCGCGGCGAUUUACCAGUCAAUGCAACAGUCACAAUUUCCGGCCAUGGUAAAACCGGCAACGAUGAGCCGAUCUCCGAAAUGCUCAAAUUCAACACGAUGACCAUCAUGAGCGAGGGGGAAUGUUUCAACGAAAUUGUCAACUCCGGAUGGAAGAAGAUUAUUUGCUUGAACAAUGCCGCCGAGAACGGAGCUUGUACGGGAGAUUCCGGAAGCGCCGCCGUCUACGAAGGAAAGCAGAUUGGUGUGGCCAACUUUGUGCUGGGAAAGUGUGGAACCAUCAAACCGGAUGGGUAUGCGUUCGUACCGUUCUUUGUUGACUGGAUUGAAAAAACAAUGGCAGAGUAGGAGUGUGGCAAUAAAAACGUGAACUUUA